Spathaspora passalidarum NRRL Y-27907 is the source of this 3897-nucleotide messenger RNA. Its product is annotated as Rab GTPase-activating protein. The record is from RefSeq and is a predicted model, not a curated record. The coding region runs from base 192 to 2003 and encodes 603 amino acids. The transcript has a single exon. Lineage: Eukaryota; Fungi; Ascomycota; Pichiomycetes; Serinales; Debaryomycetaceae.
UCUCAGUCUUUCCUUGUAACCUACUUGAAACAUCAGUAGGUUGGAAGCAGCAGCGAGCGAUAGCAGGUGAAACUAUUUGAAACAUCCCAACAAAAGCUAGGCAGGUAGGCAAAAAAACAAAAAAAUAACCGGAAAGUUUUGUUUACUAUUAAAGUCUAUUUGGCAACACUGAGCAAUCCAACAAUUUAGAUAUGGCCACAACGCAAUCGACCAAUUCAGAGGAGGCACCAAUAACACCCAAAAAGAGCUCAAUGCUUCUAGAUCCCAAUGAAUACAACAAAUCUGACAAUGCUGCCAAUUCGCACCAAAGGAAUGACUCAUCAUACUCAAGAAACUUCUCCUUGAUUGACAUGUAUGGAGAAGAAGCCGCCAGUUCCCCCACGGGUCCUGAUUCUAAUGACCAUGGGAGCACAUCGGAUGAACAAUUGGAUUACCAGAUGCUACAAAGCCUUGAUGAGUUCUCAUUUGGUGAGAUCUCUACCGAUCAUAAUGUACUGCAGCAAACAAUUACUCAGAUAAGGGACACGCCUACGCCUCAACCGCCUCAGCAUGAUGAAGAUGAUGAUGAUGAAGAUCGUCUAGAAAUCCGACAACAAUAUGUUAUCCCUACAUCUAUGGGUAACGAGACCAAGAUACUAAAUUCUCCAUUUGACAGAUAUGGUUUUAGGAAAUCUUCUACACAUCAUGGAUUCACAUUGGAAGAGUACAAUGAUUGGUUUAAAGAAUACUCCGAGUACUCAUAUCGUCGCAAGAAGAAAUGGGAACUCCUUAUGAAAAGUCAUGGUUUACCAAUUCAAGAAGAUGAUCCUGUUCCAACAAGAUUUCCACCUAAAUCAGAUAAAGUUAAGAAGAUGAUACGUAAAGGGAUACCUCCAGAAUGGAGAGGUAAUGCUUGGUUUUUCUAUGCUGGUGGAUACGAUAAGUUAAACCGCAAUGCUGGCGUAUACCAUCAGAUUGUGGAAAAUACCAAGAAUAUUCAUAAUAAAGAUACUGAAGUUAUAGAGAGAGAUUUGCAUAGAACAUUCCCGGAUAAUAUUUAUUUUAAUGAAUCAAUUGAUGCUAAUGGAAACACGCUAACUGUUCCACUCCACUCAAAAGAGACGCCGUUAAUUAAAUCACUUCGUCGUGUAUUAAUUGCAUUUGCCCAUUACCAACCUCAAAUAGGUUAUUGUCAAUCAUUGAACUUCCUAGCUGGUCUUUUAUUGUUAUUUAUGGAAGAAGAACGAGCCUUUUGGAUGUUGGUAAUCUUGACCGAACGCAUAAUCCCCAAAGUACAUUCUGCUGAUUUGGAAGGUGUUCACACAGAUCAGGGAGUGUUGAUGUUGUGUGUAAAGGAAUAUAUCCCUCAAUUGUGGUCUAUUUUAGGAACUACUUUUGAAGGUGAAAGGUUAUCAGACGAUCAGAUCUUGUCCAAAUUACCACCAGUUACGUUAGUUACCUCCUCGUGGUUUAUGUCACUCUUUGUCGGGAUUAUGCCAACAGAAACAACGUUGAGAAUUUGGGAUAUACUUUGGUGUGAAGGUUCCAAGACCGUGUUCCGUUUUUCCUUAACAAUAUUGAAAUUAUGUUUAGAUAAUCCUGAAUUUGAUGGUGCCAAACAUUCACCAGGUGGAGAAGCAGAUCAAAUUGAACUCUUUCAAUUUGUUCAAAACUUUCCCAAAAAAAUUCUUGAUUGUAGUAAUUUGGUUGAUUUAUGUUUCAAGAAAAUUGGUGGAUAUGGGUUUGGUUCACUUUCACAAGACGAGAUCAACAAAUGUAGAGAGUUUGUUUCGAAACAAAGAGAAAUGAUGAAUUACAAAAGGAGACUUAGCACGAAGAUGACAAGUGAGGAACGUUACACUUUAAUGAAUUCUUCAGAUGGACAAUUGGAUGGGAAUAAUGAUAUACAUGACGUUUAUGGUUUUCAUAGACCAAUAAUGGGUGGAGUGGUUUGGAAUAGAAGCAUAAGUAACAAGAUGAAAAAGACAUUCGCGAAAAGGAAUUCAAGUAGAUCAAGUACAUAAAAAUACACAGUUAUACACUAUUAGUCUUCAAAUAUGUCCCUGUAAACGGCAUCACUGGUAAUUACAACAUCUUUCAUGGCUUUAACAUCAUGAACUCUUAUAAUGUCGGUAUUUUGUUCAAUACAUGACGUUACAGUAGCACCGGUACUGAAAACCCUUUCAGUUGGAGUUGGUUGUUUGGUGAUAGUUCCCAAGAAUCUCUUUCUUGAAGUUCCUACCAACACAGACAUACCAUUGAAACUCAAAUAUUUGUGUUUAACAACCAAAUCAUCUCUUUCGUUGAUUUGAAUUGAGUAUUUCUUGAAGAAUGAAGCAUGUUUAACCAAGGCAAGAUUCUGUUGAACAUUCUUGGCAAAACCAACACCGGGAUCAACAAUAAUUUGCCACUUUCUAACCCCACGUUCAAAAGCCUUAAACAUUUGAUGAGCCAAUUCACGGGAAACUCCAUUCAAUAAAUUCUUAAUAUUUGGAGGUAAUGAAAGUUCUUGAUGACCUUGGGUUGGAUCAAUGACAUACUCUAUGAUAUCAUCAUUGGUGUUGGACUCGUACUUUGUUAAUUUUGACAUGGUUUCAGGAGUACCUCUAGUAUGGUUCAUAAUAUAAGGACAUCCAUACUUGGCAACCACAUCAAAGAUUUUCUCGUCAUAUUUGCCCAUGGAAAUAUCAUUGAUAAUAUCAGCCCCAGCGAUAAGGCACUCUUCAGCAACUUUUGAUCUAUAAGUGUCAAUGGAAAUUAAAACAUUAGCCAAUUUUUUAUUCUGGCUUGAACGGAUAGCCUUAACAAUAGGAAGAACUCUCUUGACUUCCUCCUCUUCACUUGGUUCUAUGCUUCCUGGACGGGUAGAUACCCCACCAAUGUCAAUGAUGUCAGCUCCAUCCUCAACCAACUUUUCAGCACUUCUGACUACUUCAGCAAGGGAUUUAUCAAAAUUCUUUCCUCCGUCACUGAAUGAAUCAGGAGUCAUGUUUAAAAUCCCCAUGAUUAAAGUAGGAUGCUUAUUGUAUACUUGGUCGAACUUGAGGGGAUUGUUACGAGCCUCGAGCCUUGGAAUAGGUAUGAAUUGAAGCAAUUGCGAUGAUUCCUGUAAUGAUUCGGCAGGAGCAUUAGCAAAAAGUUGUUGUAAAUGAUUAUGGAAUGGUUCGGCACUAAUUGGGUGUAUUUGAUCAGGCGGCAAUAAUUCACAUAAUGGUUGUAAAACAAAUGUUCUCUCCAACAUUGAUUUGUGAGGUACUAUCAAAUCAGGAGUAUUCAACAGAAUAUCAUCAUAAAGGACAAUAUCUAAAUCUAUCUCUCUAGGUCCAUUGUCAAAUUCCUUUACUCUGUUGAUAUGUUUAUAUUCGAUUUCCUUAAGAAUAGCUAACAAUUUGUGAGGUGCUAAAUCUUUGAAUGAUACUUUAACCACACCAUUGUAGAAAUCAGGCUGGUCGAGAUAAUACAUUGGUUUCGAGAUAUACAAAGAUGAUGUUGAUUCAACUUGGAUAUUGUAUUGUUGCAAGAGAGUCAACGCCCUUUGAAUGUUUUCAACUUGAUUCCCUGUAUUUGACCCAAAAGCAAUAAAUGCAAUAUGGUCUCCUUCAUAUGUGGAGGCGGUAACUUCUUCUACUGGCAUAUUAAAAGCUGAACUAGGGGCUUGGGUUAAAACAAGCGGCUGUGCGUCUUUGAAUGUUUUCUGGUUCAUAUAUGAAGAUACACCGACACCUUCAAUGUGACUAAAUGCAUUCGGCUUAGUAACCUUUACAAAUACUGAUUCGAUACCUGCAUCAUAAUUUUGGAAUAUUAAUUGACCAAUAUUGGAUACCAAUGCUUCAACCGUCUUAAAGUUGGAAGAUUCAACAAACACGACAACAUCAUUGAUAAUCUCAUGAAAAAAAAGGUUGGAAUUGUCUUUAAGUU